Coregonus clupeaformis (lake whitefish) is the source of this 2513-nucleotide messenger RNA. Its product is annotated as RPE-retinal G protein-coupled receptor. The transcript is spliced from 7 exons. Gene Ontology annotation, cellular component: membrane. Gene Ontology annotation, biological process: visual perception; phototransduction; G protein-coupled receptor signaling pathway. NCBI's taxonomy places the organism in Eukaryota, Metazoa, Chordata, Actinopteri, Salmoniformes, Salmonidae. The record is from RefSeq and is a predicted model, not a curated record. Bases 398 to 1285 code for a protein of 295 amino acids. Gene Ontology annotation, molecular function: G protein-coupled receptor activity.
GAACAUUCUUUCAAUGAGCUGGACACCUGUUGACUCGCGCGAGCAAAACAGAGCUGUAGCCUACAUGAAACGCGUGCAUUUGACAUCACAGGCAUCCUUCACCGGACGGUGGUCGUACACAGACAUAAAGGCUUGUUGUGUAAGUAAUUGAGCGCUUUAGAGUAGCGGUGUGUAAAUACGUGAUAAGGGGGCAGCGGUUUGUGUUAUGUUCAGUAAGACAUUCUUAUGCGGAUUGGGGCAAGGGAGCUUUACUUAAUUACGUGCAAGCUUUUUCACGUGAAAUGCUCCUUUAUAAGUGGGUUCCGUUAGGUUAGAUGCACAUCUUAAAGCGAGCGGACAGUAGCGAGUAAGUGGGUCUGAUUUUAGCACUUUAUUUGUAUGAAAAAUCGCAUUCAAGAUGGUGUCUUCUUACCCUUUACCGGAUGGCUUCUCGGACAUUGAUGUGUUCUCUUUGGGAUCUUGUCUGCUCGUGGAGGGUCUUCUGGGAUUCUUCCUGAAUGCUGUGACAGUCGCUGCUUUCAUCAAAAUAAGAGAACUGAGAACCCCCAGCAAUUUCCUAGUCUUUAGCUUGGCAUUGGCCGAUAUGGGCAUCUCCGCGAAUGCAACCAUUGCCGCUUUCUCCAGCUUUCUGAGGUACUGGCCCUAUGGCUCUGAUGGCUGCCAGACUCAUGGUUUCCAGGGUUUCGUGACAGCUCUCGCCAGCAUCCACUUCAUUGCUGCCAUCGCAUGGGACAGAUACCACCAGUACUGCACAAGGACAAAGCUACAGUGGAGCAGUGCCAUCACUCUGACUAUCUUCAUCUGGCUGUUCACCGCCUUCUGGUCCGCCAUGCCCCUCAUCGGCUGGGGAGAGUAUGACUACGAACCCCUCAGAACCUGCUGUACCCUGGACUACAGCAAAGGAGACAGGAACUAUGUGUCCUACUUGAUCCCCAUGGCCAUAUUCAACAUGGCCGUCCAGACUUUUGUUGUCAUGUCCUCCUACAAUUCCAUCGGCCAGAAAUUCAAGAAGACCGGAAACCCCAGGUUCAACACUGCCACUCCCCUGAAGACAUUUUUGUUCUGCUGGGGACCCUAUGGAGUCCUGACCUUUUACGCUGCUGUUAAGAAUGCCAACCUGGUCUCUCCCAAGAUAAGGAUGCUGGCUCCUAUUCUGGCAAAGACCUCUCCCACGUUCAACGUUUUCCUGUACGCCCUGGGCAAUGAGAACUACAGAGGAGGCAUCUGGCAAUUCCUCACUGGGGAAAAGAUUGAAGUGCCUAAAAUUGAAAACAAGUCCAAAUGAACUAAGCAUGCGAUAAUCACACACACACAAACUAUCCUUGUGGUUUUCUGACAGGUACGAACUUGUCGUGGAUUCGUUCAUGUCAAUGGACUUGGACUUCUCUUUAUUGUGUUUGUAUGUUUGUGUGUGUCUGCGUGUGUGUGUGCAUGUGUGUAAGUUACAUUUUAGUCAGGGGUUAACGUGGAGUGAUGUGUUUGUUGUUACAUUGGGAUGUAUUUUAUGUUCACACUCUAGUUUAGGAUGGGCUGUUUGUAGUAGACAUGCCAUACCCACGGCUCCUUUGUUGUCCAAUGUUGUGAAAAUGUUAAGCUUUAAAUGAUAAGCAGUUGUUACAGUUAUUACAUUUCAAGCCUAUUGUCAGACUGAGGCAAAAAAUAUAUUAUUAGAAAUUAGAUAUUAAUAUUUGAUAUUAUUAGAUAAAUGAUGAAUUCCUGUCCAGCUAAAAUAGCCUAGAACAUAUUUAAUCUCCAUGGACUGAAAAAGAUCAUUUGGUAACACUUUACUUAAGUCUGCAGGUAUAAUGAGUCAUUCCCGUCCAGCGUAAAUAGCCUAGAACGUAUUUCCUCUCCAUGGAAUAAAAUAGAUUGGUGUAAUGCUUAAUCACUUGUUAUGAGCAUGUACAAGCCUUUAUGAUGUCUUAUUAUAAGACUUAUAAUACAUUAUGUCUCUGUUAUUUAGUAUUAUGAGAUGGUAAUAAGACAUAAUCAGUGCUUGACUUUCUAUAAGAGUUGAAGGAACUCAAGCAGUAAAACAUUUGAGGUGCCGGUACUCAACUCCGGUGAGCUCCGGCCCAAGUCAAGCACUGAUUAUAAUGGGUCAUACUGUACAUGCGUAUAACAACUCUUGCUCUAACAAUACAUUAUAACCACAUCAAAAUGCAUCAUACUUGCUGGCUUUAAGCGUAUUGUUACCAAUCUUUUUAUUAAUCAAACAUGAUACUACAUUGCAUUCCUUUGAAGCUGGAUAAGUUAAUGGAAAGAUUAGAAAUUGCCAGAUAGAAAUCCCUUAUUAGCUCUAGUCCCAAUGUAAGCUAUUUAAUGGUCAUCCAUAGAUUGGGCAUUCCAAUCUGGCUUUGUAGGCUUUAAUCCUACAAACAAUGGUGUUUUUCAUGAAAACACAUCCCAUCAGCCAGCCGAUAUUAUAGGAAAGAAAGAGAUUUAUUGUACGUGCUCUUCUCACCUCCAGGCUUAGCUUCAAAGCCAGAAAUAAAAAAUGGUCUACUUUUUCA